Messenger RNA from Loa loa (African eye worm), 303 nucleotides. RefSeq lists its product as hypothetical. Lineage: Eukaryota; Metazoa; Nematoda; Chromadorea; Rhabditida; Onchocercidae. The transcript is spliced from 2 exons. The record is from RefSeq and is a predicted model, not a curated record. The coding region runs from base 1 to 303 and encodes 100 amino acids.
AUGGAAAUUUUACCGGAAAAGUUAAAAGUGCCUAUUGCGCCAUACUGUGAAUCAUUGUUUAAGGAUAUCACUUUUCCACAGGACGGAAAAGAAAAUUUGUUGACGUUAUUGCAAACAAAGGGACAAAGUUCACGGUUAUGGUCUGCAUUUGCGGUGAAAUACGACGAGCUGUUGGUGAAUGAUGGGAUGGAUGGUCGAAUGAUCGUUUUCGUGGUCGUUGUAAAUACUAGUCAUAUUGUUUGCAAAAUUUGCGGCAAUUGCCGUAGCAUUGCCAGCGAAACAUUCUUAGAUUCGAUGCAAUAA